Molecule: messenger RNA, 4146 nt
Organism: Plodia interpunctella (Indianmeal moth)
Lineage: Eukaryota; Metazoa; Arthropoda; Insecta; Lepidoptera; Pyralidae
Gene: tau
Product: tau
Exons: 11
Coding region: 255-2501 (748 amino acids)
Biological process (GO): microtubule cytoskeleton organization; neuron projection development
Cellular component (GO): neuron projection
Molecular function (GO): microtubule binding
Source: RefSeq, a predicted model, not a curated record
UUCGCGUGGUUCAGUCGCCGAUAGAGGCCACACAUAUCAGGCACAUCAGGUUUUGUCGGCGUCCACAUCAGAGGGUGCUUAUAACAUUACCUUGAAAAAUCUAAAGUCAAUUCCUCUAUAUCUGCUGCCUGUUACUCAGAAACUCCUAAGUUUCAAGGAGAUAUCGCAAUAAGCGAUCGCCUCGUCGUGCGAAGAAUUAUGACAUAUAACACAUCGGUGACAGAUUGAAGAUUAUACAGGUUAAAUUGUCAAGUAUGGAAGCUAACAGCGUGAAUCGGGCACCCUUGGAGACUCGUCCACCGAGUGCAGGACCCCCUGGCUUGGAGUCUUCGGGGCCGACGCAACCUCCUCCGCGUCCGCCGCUGAACCGAGCUGAUUCACGAUCGGCGUUCCCACCGCAAUUGUUGAGAGCAGGAGCACCCCUGCAGGCACAGCCUAGACCACAAUUCCAACCCGGAGGACCAGUGACAAGUGCCCCACAAUUGAUUCGACAAAGUGCACCAAUACCAAGAAGUGCUGUACCUAUCGGUCCAGUGGGAAAUCAGCCACCACGACCACAACCACCUCCAUUAAGAAAUUUGGGUCCACAGUCUAUUGCACCACAACAAGGCCCACGACCACUUCAGUCCCCCACAUCUGCUCAGGCACUAAGAGCAUUUCCACCAAACAACCUUCAGUUCGGUCCUAGACAGCCACCGCAAUUCGGACCAACAACACCAGAUGGUUUUAGGCCACAAAUAAAUCCACAACCGAACGGUGCUUUUAAAAACGGAACACCACAGCCAUUACAAGUGCCCAGACAACCAUCUCAAGGCUCAUUAAGAGGCCCAGAUCCUACAAACGUAUAUCAGUAUAAACCAGCAAACCUGGAUAAUCAAAGCAUUGCAAGUGAGAACCAAAAUGCUACUAAAUCGGAGAAUGGCAUUGAAAUGCCUGGAGCGCCAAAGGGCAGGAGCUACAGCAUUGCAGCUGCCCCCGGGGCGCCCAGUCCACUUAAAAUUGAGGACGAUAGACGAAAGUCUAUUAGUACCAUAGGCGGAAAAAUUGAAGAGUUUACGAGUCGUAGCCCUGGCCUUGGUUUAAUCCAAGAAGGCAAAAUGGAUAGCAAAGACAAUAUAAAGGGAUCCAAAGAUAGUGUCAGAUCAGAAAUCACUACCGAUUUAGGUAAUGAUAUUCUGGAUCGACCAGAAUCGCGAUUGUCUGGUUCUAAGUUGACAGAUUCGAUUAUAGGAUCUCUAUCUAAUCCAAUGCCUAAGAAGAAACUGGACGAUGAUGACGAUGUCAUUUCUCAUAAUACAUCAAUGCAUUUGAAGAAUUUAAAUGAGCAAGGUCGUUAUCAAAGUAAGCCGGAAAUAUCUGAUCGAUCACCAUCUCUUACUCGCAGUGAUGAUUCUCCAGAACCUAAAUUAAAUGUUUCCCAAAACUCUAAUCCACAACAUGUAACGCCAGACUUGCAACGUCCCAAAACACCCAAGAAUGAUAUAAAACAGGAUAUUAAAGUUGAGGGAAAACCACCUGUAACGCCAAACAAAAUUCCACCCCCUGUUUCAAAGUCGCCUAUUGUAGACUCAAAACCAAUAAACAAAAAACCAACAGAACUAAAUACUGCUUCAGAUUCCACUAGAACUCCCAGAAAAUCAGCUUCUGCGCCAAAAACUCGACCAAAAGAUGGUGACAACGACAGUGGUGUGGAUGAAUCUACACAAGGAAAUGAUCUCAAUGGUUCUCCGAACUCACCAAACAAGAAAAUUCCUACGAAGUUGCCGACUAAAGAAAAAUCCAGCAGCAGCCUGAAGCCAAGCCUAUCGAGGUCAUCAAGUAAAAGUGCUACCGCAAAAACUCCCGAGCAUCCUCAACCCACUGAGAAAAAAAAGGUGCCGAUGAAUAAAAUUCAAGUUGGCAAUGCUCCGUCUCCUAAUAUAAAGGCUGUUAAAUCUAAAAUUGGAUCUCUGGACAAUGCCACAUAUAAACCCGGUGGAGGAAAAGUCAAAAUCGAAAAUAGGAAGAUAGAAUUUGGUAAUGUCACGCCUAAAAUCGCAGCGAAGAAUGACGCUUAUACACCUAGCGGAGGAGCUAAAAAGAUCGUUACCACAAAAUUGGAAUGGAAUGCUAAGUCAAAAAUUGGUUCUCUACAAAAUGCUGCUUACAAGCCUGGCGGUGGAGACAAGAAGAUAGAGACGGUAAAACUGGACUUCAAAGACAAAGCCAAACCCAAGGUGGCUUCUACAGUGAAUAUCACCCACAAACCUGGAGGAGGAACCGUUAAGUCUACAGUGGCAAAGAACGGAGCCAGAACAAUUGAAAACCAAAAAUUGGAAUUCAAAGCACAAAGUAAAGUGGGCUCGUUGGAUAACGUGAAGCACAAGCCAGGAGGCGGGGAGAUCAAGAUCUUCGAUGACAAGGAGUACAUCAAGCAGAUGAGUGGGCAGUCUCCUCUGCCCGAGGGGCUCAGUCGCUCGAGGCAGUCGCUAGAGCCAGACUACUUAUAUACAUUUUAUUAAAUAGAGUCCACUGCCACCAGCAGCACUGCCUCCCAAAUCAGAUGAGAAUUUGAAUCAACAGCAGUGUUAAAUCGACACCCCGAAAGUCUUCAUGUUCUCAAAUAAAUGACACUAACUUUUUAAAUAAUCAUGAGUCCAAUUUUGUAAUUUUUUUAAUCUUUGUUAAUGAUAUAUUUGAUGUUCCCAGAUAAAUGAGUAUUAACGAGUGUUUGGUUGGCAAUGGAUGCGUAUAGUCGUGCGUGAAUAUAUUAUGUUAUAUGCUCGAUCUAGUUGUGCACUAUGUCAAUGAUUUACCAUAUCUUUUGACAAUAUAAUUAAAUAUUUAUUAUCAUUACUUAAAUGUUUUCGUUAAAUGAAGUUUACAUAAUAGUAGUAGCAUAAUAUUGUUAACAGUUUCUUCAAUACAAUUAAACUAUUUUAUCCCUUAUCGUUUUACAAAUAUCACGGAAUGCCAAUUCAUAAUGAAGUACCUAUGUACUGAUCUGUACCAAUAUAUACAAAAUAUCUGGAUUACAUUUUGAAAUCGAUUUUGAAUUUUCUAUAGGUAUUAUAAAAAAUUCAUUAUACACACCUAUAUUUAAAAGUCUAACAUCGUAAUUAGAUUACUUUGGGCAUUUACUAUUGGCACUUUAAUAUUUGCGGCACUAACACAUUUUGUUAAGUAGAUAUUUAAUAUGAUUGGUAUUAAGAAGUGAUAUUUAUUGAUAAACGCGUAAUAUUUAUAUAAAAAAUAAGUGUAAUAUCUCAUGUAUUUAUGGGUUUGAUUAACUACCGUUUAUUGAAAGAUUAUAUAUAUGUAUUGAGAGCAUAUCGAGGAAAAAUACCUUGCGUAUAAUAUUCAGGCUAGGUGAAGGUGAACCUAGGUGAAGUUGCGAAAAAAGGUUUGAUACAUCUAAUCUUACUGUAUAUUACUUGUGUCUGUAGGAUUUUCUGCCUGCACAGACUUUGAUUUGGAGCGUUUUGAUGUAUUUGGCAGAGUCCGUAGCGCGAGUUUUUGUUAGUAGCGUUAAUGUGGCAAUCGGACCCACAGAAAUCUUUCGCUAAAGUUACAAAAACUCACUCUAAGGCCUCAGUUCUGGCCACAGCAACAUGCUUGCGAUGCUUACUUUAAAAAUGUUUUGCCUAGAUUUGUAUAGUAUAAAACCAUUUUGUAUUGAAAAGUUGAGGUAAAAUAAUAAGACCUAGGUCUUAUGAAGCUUUUAUAUUUUUAUACAAUUGCUGUGGCGAGGACGACUGGGGCUCGAGAUUGACUGACGAGAAUUUUUACUAGAAUAAUUUUCUAUAAGUAGUGUAUUACUAUUAUUGUUGUACCUAAGAUUUGUUAGGUUUAGAUAGCGCGUAUAAACUUCAUUGUUAUAAUUUUAUAAACGUUUAAUUUGUCAUUAUUAUUUUUAGGGUGACAUUUGAUUGCAUAAUAACCUAAAUUACUUUAAUUGUGCUUCUAGAUGUAAAAGACACGAUUCUAUCUGUUAUUUAAAUUAAUUAAGUAGUAAGGCAGUAUCUAAGUAAAUUCGUAGGUACUGUAGGAAAAAGAAAGGAACCCUUUUCUGGAAAUUAGUUUAACGGUUAGUAGGUAUAUUUUGUGAAUGCAAAUGUCUUACGUAAUUAGUAAAUAUAAACAAUUAAUAAUAUAACUUAAUACUAA